CUGGCGGAGGCGGCGGCGGCGGCGGUGGGCGCUGGGCCCAGGGGCGCGGGGACGGGCCGUGGGCCCCCGGAACGAGGCGAAGAUGCUGGAAGCAGAUCUGGUUUCCAAGAUGCUGCGGGCUGUUCUGCAGUCUCAUAAGAAUGGGAUCGCCUUGCCCCGGCUGCAAGGAGAGUACCGAUCCUUGACUGGAGACUGGAUCCCCUUCAAACAGCUGGGUUACCCGACCUUGGAAGCCUACCUGAGAAGUGUGCCAGCGGUUGUCAGGAUAGAGACCAGUAGAUCUGGAGAGAUCACCUGCUAUGCUGUGGCCUGCACAGAAACCGCGAGAAUCGCUCAGCUUGUGGCUCGUCAGAGGAGCUCUAAAAGGAAAACCGGGCGGCAAGUUAAUUGUCAGAUGAGAGUGAAGAAAGCCAUGCCAUUUUUUCUAGAAGGAAAACCAAAAGCGACACUCAGGCAGCCAGGAUUUGCUUCAGAUUUUUCUGUCAGCCAAAAACCGAGUCCAGCACUGUUAAGAGACAAAGGCCAAGCUGUUGGAGUUAUAACUGAUGUUGCGUUGCCAGCUUACGCGUUGCCCACCACUGUUGGAAACGAGCUGUUCAAGGACACUGUGGGGCAGAAGCCCAUGACCCUGUCUACCAACAACAGGUUUAGUCCGAAGGUAUCACUGUCGCCAUCUUUUCAGAUGCAUCUCUCAAGAUCCUGUAGCAAGGAAAUGAGCGAUAAUUUAAAUCAGACUGUUGAAAAACCCAAUGUCUCGCCUCCUGCUUCUUACACUUAUAAAAUGGAUGAGGUUCAAAACCGCAUAAAGGAAAUACUAAACAAGCAUAACAAUGGCAUUUGGAUAUCUAAGCUUCCACAUUUUUACAAAGAAUUAUAUAAAGAAGACCUUAACCAAGGAAUCUUACAGCAGUUUGAACACUGGCCUCAUAUCUGCACGGUGGAAAAGCCCUACAGUGCUGGCCAGGAUUCACUUCUUUAUCCAGCCAAGAGAAAGCAGCCGCUGAGAAGCGAACCGGACGCUGAGAAAGUGCCCCAGCCCUUGCCACCGUCUCCCAAAGCGCCCAUGGUGAGAGGAAGCCCGGCCACUAUGCCCGAGGACUUUAAGGGGAAAGUGGCCGAGCUGCUGGGGAAGUACUCGAGCGGCCUGUGGGCCAGCGCGCUCCCCAAGGCCUUCGAGGACGUCUACAAAGUCAAGUUCCCCGAGGAUGCCUUGAAGAACCUCGCCUCGCUGGCUGACGUGUGCACCGUGGACUACAUCUCGGGAAACCCACAGAAGGCCAUUCUGUACGCCAAGCUCCCCGCUCCCGCCGACGCGACCCCGAAGGAAGCCGGGCAAGCCCAGGGCAAUUGCGAUAUCAAGUCUAUGAUUGAGCAGGAGUAUCUGCAGAUUGAGGAGAACAUCGCCGAAAGCGUCGAGGUCUCUGCGGAGGCCGUGACGGUGCCGCCGUUGGUCAUCCCCACCGAGGCGUCCCCAUCGGUCCUGGUGGUUGAACUGAGCAACACGAAUGAAGUGGUGAUCAGGUAUGUGGGCAAAGACUAUUCUGCCGCCCAGGAGCUGAUGGAAGACGAGAUGAAGGAGUAUUACAGCAAGAGCCCUAGCGUCACACCAGUGCAGGCCGUGCACGUGGGGCAGCUGCUGGCCGUGAACGCAGAGGAGGACACGUGGCUGCGGGCGCAGGUCGUCUCCACGGAAGAGAGCAAGAUAAAGGUAUGCUAUGUUGACUAUGGGUUUAGUGAAAGUGUUGAAAAGAGCAAAGCAUACAAAUUGAACUCAAAGUUCUGUUCACUGUCAUUCCAAGCUACAAAGUGUAAGCUAGCAGGACUGGAAGUCGUGAGCGACGACCCUGAUGUUGUGAAGGUGGUCGAGUCCCUGACCUGUGGGAAGAUCUUCGCGGUGGAGGUCCUCGACCAGUCUGAGAUCCCACUUGUGGUGCUGUACGACACCUCAGGAGAAGACGACAUCAACAUCAAUGCCACCUGCUUGAAAGCCGCGUGCGACAAGUCCCUGAAGGUUCACCUCCAGGUGGACGCCAUGUACACCAACGUCAAGGUGACGAAUAUCUGCUCCGAUGGAACCCUCUACUGCCAGGUGCCUUGCAAGGGUCUGAGCAAGCUCACGGACCUCCUGCAUAAGAUAGAGGACUACUUCCACUGCAAGCACAUGACCUCCGAGUGCUUCAUCUCCCUGCCCUUCUGCGGGAAAAUCUGCCUCUUCCAUUGCAAAGGAAAGUGGUUACGCGUAGAGAUCACAAACGUGCACAGCAGCCGGGCCCUGGAUGUGCAGUUCCUGGACUCCGGCACCGUGACGUCUGUGAAAGUGUCGGAACUCAGGGAAAUCCCGCCUCGAUUCCUACAGGAAAUGAUCGCCAUACCACCGCAGGCCAUCAAGUGCUGCUUAGCAGAUAUCCCACAGUCGAUUGGCAUGUGGACACCAGACGCCGUGCUCUGGUUGAGAGACUCUGUCUUGAAUUGCUCGGACUGCAGCAUUAAGGUUACAAAAGUGGAUGAGGCCAGAGGGAUUGCCUAUGUCUAUUUAUUCACCCCCAAGAACUUCCCGGACCCUCACCGCAGUAUUAACCGGCAGAUCACAAACGCAGACCUGUGGAAGCAUCAGAAGGAUGUGUUCCUGAGCGCCGUGUCCAGCACCGCCGGCGUCGCCAGCAACAGGAACGGCAACCUGCCCACCCCGGGCAGCACCGGAGAGAGUUUCAGAAAGAGCCUUGUAGACAUUAUCAAGAAGUCCGUGGUGGAGUGCACCAGCCCCUUCUCAGUGGAGGAGCUGCCGCCACCCGUGCACCUGUCCAAGCCGGGGGAGCACAUGGAUGUGUAUGUGCCUGUGGCUUGUCACCCAGGCUACUUUGUCAUCCAGCCCUGGCAGGAGAUUCACAAGCUGGAGGUCCUGAUGGAAGAGAUGAUUCUGUAUUACAGCGUGUCCGAGGAGCGCCACGUGGCCGUGGAGAAGGACCAAGUGUAUGCCGCGAAGGUGGAAAAUAAGUGGCACAGGGUGCUUUUAAAAGGAAUCCUGACCAACGGUUUGGUGUCCGUGUACGAGCUGGACUACGGCAAGCACGAGCUAGUGAACAUAAGGAAAGUGCAGCCCCUGGUGGACAUGUUCCGGAAGCUGCCGUUCCAAGCCGUCACAGCUCAGCUGGCAGGAGUGAAGUGCAGCCAGUGGUCGGAGGAGGCGUCCAUGGUGUUCCGGAACCACGUGGAGAAGAAGCCUCUGGUGGCCUUGGUGCAGACGGUCAUCGAGCACACCCACCCUUGGGACCGGAAAGUGGUGGUCUAUCUAGUAGACACCUCGCUGCCCGACACGGACAUCUGGAUUCAUGAUUUUAUGUCAGAGUAUCUGGUAGAGCUUUCAAAAGUUAAUUAAUCACUGCUUCUGAGACCUUGGCAACUAAUCCAGGUUUUUUAGCAAUAACAAAAUGUAGUAGCUUUUAAAAAAAUCUUAUUUCUGCUACAAGGCUCUGACUGCUUGCUAUGGGGGAUUGAAAAGAAUAUGCAUAUGCUUGUUUGAUGGAAGAUAUUUAACAAGUUUUGUUUUAACAGAGUUGGCUUUUCAAAGAAAAUUGCACUUGAAUUAUUACUAUAAUACUAGAAUAAAAAUG
Molecule: messenger RNA, 3611 nt
Organism: Lepus europaeus (European hare)
Lineage: Eukaryota; Metazoa; Chordata; Mammalia; Lagomorpha; Leporidae
Gene: TDRD7
Product: tudor domain containing 7
Exons: 17
Coding region: 83-3376 (1097 amino acids)
Biological process (GO): spermatogenesis; lens fiber cell differentiation; lens morphogenesis in camera-type eye
Source: RefSeq, a predicted model, not a curated record